AUGCCGGAUUUGAGCGCCGAAUCAUGUGACUUCCCGGGAGCCUCCGCUGCGGUCUGCGGCAUGGACAUUGGUUGCCGCGGGGAUGACCAGCCUGGCCACUUUGACCUUCUGGAGUCGGGCCCUGCCCUGUUGAGGGGGGCGACCAUGACCUACACUGCCAGCGUGCACGAGGGCCGAGCCGCCCCCUGUUGCCGUGACAGUGACACCCUGAGUGCCCCGCGAGACGGGUGGCACCUGGCGUCCAGUGGGCAGCCGCCUCCCACCCUCGUGGCCCCGCGCUGCCUGACGAUGGGCCGGCCCCCCUCCCUGGUGGCCCCUCCAGGAGACAGGCCCUACAGGAGCCUGGAGGACCUUCACAGGGCCCCUACAGCCCACCUCGCUGGGGGUCCCAUCAGCCCACCCUGCCCGGGUAUGCAGGGCAAGUUGGUGUUGCGCUGCCAGGCUGCGAGCGACUGGUGCGAGGCGCUGAGGGGCCCCCCAUCCAUCGACACUGCGAUCCGGGCCUAUGGAGACAGGCCGGCAAUGGGGAGGGAGCUGCCUCCGUUCCCCAGGACCCUCCAGUGGCCGCUCCCAGCUGCCGGCGAGGGGCUUCGAACCGGUGGUGCCCUCAGGGGCCUGAAGGAGAAGCUCAGGCUUCUGAGCAGCAAGCCCAAUGAGGCAAGCAAACCUGUCCGCCCCUGGGCCCCAAUGGCGGAGCUCACCGGAGGGAUGAACUGCGGAUGCUUUGGGCCCGGGUGCCCAGCGAGGGCCUGCGGAACCCUAGGGGCUGCCUCACGGGGUGGGCCUGCCGCACCACCUCAGAGGUGGGCAGCCAGUCCCGCGGAGAUCAAGGAGGAGGCCGCCAGGAGGCUGAGGCUGCGGAGGCAGAACAGCACACCCAACCUGGCGCUGCCUCUGAGGGAGGGGGUCAGGGGCGAGGUGGUCAGGUCUCAGACGGUGGGGGGGAGGGAGGCGACCGGGCUGCCCCCCCGAGGGCCGGCAGAGGAGGCCUCUGACAGGAGCCGGAAGUCCCCCCGUAUCCACAUUCCGUCCUUCGAGGAGUUCAAGAGGAUGAGGGUGAAGGCCCCCACACCGAGCCCCGAGGCGGAGAUGCGGGGGGGCGUCGAAGGGGUCUCCAGGGUCCCCGCGGGUCCGCUGCUGACCGAGUCCCAGUCCUGCCCGCCCCAGCGGGGGCUUUUGGCCCCAUCCUGCAACCGAGAGCCCUCUCGCCAAACCCCACUUCCUCCCCUCGGUGCCAGUCAGGCACAGCAAGAUCCCGACACACCCGCAAGUCCCGGCAAAGAGCACCUCGCUCCACCCGUCUGCAUCGGACCGGCUCCCAGCUCUCCCCUGCAGACAGUGGCCAUCCCCCUCGGCAGCUCGGAGCCGGGGAGCAGGCACCAAGAAGCCAGACAGAGGGACGCCAAUGGCCCGGAGAAGAGCUCAGCGGCCGAGGCCCAAUCGUCCUGCUGCCCCUCCCUCCUGCUGGAAGCGGCUGCCGAUCUGUCUGCCUACGGGGUGACGUUUCAGCAGAUGAAGGACGGUCUGAUAGGAUCAGCCAUCGACCUCAUCAAGAAAAGCUGCACUGCAGAAUCCGCAGCUAUAGAGCCAACGCAUCACCGGCAGCUGGAUGACAUCACUGUCAAUGAAAGGAGCAGUCAAUCAGGCCCGGUUUCCGCGGCGACCCUGGGUGGCAGCAUUCCGAAGGCUACUGCUGGACUUUGCCAGGUGGACUGUCGUUCCCUCCCCAACUGCCGGAGAUCCAGUUCGGACGCGGCCUAUGGGACUACGGAGACGGCCAAGGCCCAGCGGGAAUGCCGCCUGCGCCCCCACUUCAGUGACCCCAUGCCGGCCGACGCGGUGAAGCGGAAGCAGUUGGAGAUGAGGAUUGCAGCCGCUGCCUGGGGACUAGGGCAGAAGCGGCGCCAAGACAAGGAAGGCAGUGGAUGUCCGCUCUCGAACCCAGCCACCAGGGCGGACGACACCUCCCCCACCUCUGGACCCCGGGAUCACCGCCUACAGCCUGGGCCCUCCCAUCGGCCGAAGCACCGCUGGAGUGACCUGAGCACCGACAGUGGCGUGGUGGGACUGAACGACAGGAGCGAGGAGAGGGAGGAGGAAGAGGAGGAGGAGGAGGCAGAGGAGGAGGAGAGGGCGAGGAAGGGCCGGCCAGGGGAGGUGGAGCGAGCGGACAGCGGCAUCGGGCCCGGCACGGCCAAGAAGUGGAGGAGCCGGGUGGAGGAGACGGCCCGCUCCGUGCAGGCCUGGGUGACCCACCGCCCCUGCGUCGACUGCGGGGAGAGGGACGUCUUGGAGCCCGACCCGGUGCCCGUGGGGAGGCGGCGGGAGAACCUGUGCGGCAAGUGUGCCAAGCGCAGGAGGGAGCGCAAGGAGGCCAUCCUGGAGUUCGUCAACACCGAGUCCAGCUACGGCGAGGACCUGCGCAUCAUCAGGGAGGAGUUCCACCUGCCCAUGCAGGCAGCUGGCCUCCUAACCCCAGAACAGCUGGCGGUGGUCUUCAGCAACAUCCAGGAGCUCAUCGAGGUCAACGAGAAGUUCCUAGAGAGGUUGCUGGAUUCCACAGAGCAAGCCUUUGAUCAGAAUGAUGAGGACUUUUUGACCGUGUGCAUUGGUGAGAUGUUCCUGGAAUUCGUUAACAUGCUGCCAGCUUUUCAGACUUACUGCAUCCACCAGUCUUCAUCUAUCAACCUACUCAACUCUCUGGAGAAGGAGAAGGAACUUCUCAGGAUCUUCCUUGACGUGUCACAGAACGACAAUACUGCGCUGCGUCGCAUGAACCUGCGCUCCUUCCUGAUGGCCCCACUGCAGCGAGUCACCAAGUACCCGCUGCUCCUGAGCCGGAUCAGCAGCUCGACGCCGGAGUACCACCCGGACCACCGGGGUCUGCGGGAGGCCAAGAGCAGGGUGGAGUCCCACCUGGAGCACAUCAACAUGAGGAGCAGGCAGGAGGGCGCCCCGCUCUGGCCCCUCCGCUCCUUCCGGCGCGGGAGCCGCCGUCACCGGGAGGCCGCCGACGUGGAGAUGAGGGAGGUGGCCAUCCGGGCAGUGGGCUGGCCGAGGGAAGAGACGCGCUUCGCCAUGGAAGGCACACUCCAGUCCUCGCAGCCCAGCGACGGCCAGUGGUCCAAGAAGGGGAGCAGGUCCCUCAAGUUCCAGAACCUCCACGCGCUCCUGAUGGUCAACAAACCGGAGCCGGAGCCCGGCCAGGAAGGCACGGCGUCUGGCGGGAGCGGAUGGGAGGUGGCGCGGGACGCCGCGCUGGUGCUGAUCCGGGACAAGAGUGGCGGCAAGUUCUCCCUCUUUCGCCGGCCCAUCCACCUGGGCAACUGCGUGGUGUCCUCGGACCCGGACUGCGACGACACCUUCGAGCUGCUGGAGAUCCCCAAGGAGGUGUUCGUCUUCCGCGACGUGGACCAGCCACGGACCCAGCACUGGUUCAGGCUGGUCAAGCGUUACUCACAGGACCUGGGCUCCUGGCGCAAGAGGCGCAAUGCGCUUCCCAAUAUCAUGAUCAACGCCACCUACAGCAGAGCCUGAAUCUGCGGGGUUAUCUCCCUGAGCAACGCCCCGACACAAGCAUUGUUAC
Pristis pectinata (smalltooth sawfish) is the source of this 3586-nucleotide messenger RNA. RefSeq lists its product as uncharacterized. Gene Ontology annotation, biological process: positive regulation of Rho protein signal transduction. The transcript has 6 exons. Gene Ontology annotation, molecular function: guanyl-nucleotide exchange factor activity. Bases 1 to 3537 code for a protein of 1178 amino acids. The record is from RefSeq and is a predicted model, not a curated record. NCBI's taxonomy places the organism in Eukaryota, Metazoa, Chordata, Chondrichthyes, Rhinopristiformes, Pristidae.